UUUGUUUUCAAGGUUGACAUGAACGCGGUAAACCGAUUGUAAUAUGCCGAGGCAGCGUUCAUACACUUCAACCGAACAGGACAAGGCAAAGUCAGUCAAUAAAGAAUUUUUUAGUAAGCAAUACAAAUCCUUGAAGACGUAUAUCCGAAGUACUGGCUCUCAUCCUGUUCUCAACUCAGGAAUAUGCUCAUCACAAAGUCCGGGGAUACCUGGAUCUCCUGCUUCAUUAGCCGCAAAGAGAGGGGUCUUUUAUCAAGAUGACAAUGGAAAAAUUAUCAGCUUAACUAAAUCAAGGAAAUCUAAUCAUUCCGACGGCAGUAAGCUGAUUUCUGAUUCGAAAAGUAGAUUGGUACUGGACUUGUCCUCUUUGGGGCUUGACAGCGUUUCUCCGGACAUUGGAAGUCUCAGUCAUUUAAUAGAGCUUUUUUUGUAUGAUAAUAAGUUAACAUGUCUUCCCUUGCAGAUCGGACUUCUGAAGAAUCUCCAGAGAUUAUGGCUCCAAGAAAACUCCCUCACAUUUCUACCAGAUGAGCUUGGUUAUUGUUCAAAACUAACUCAUCUUGAUAUCAGGCACAACAGGCUUGAAGGUUGCAUUCCUGUUGUUAUAACAAAAUUCACUUUAAUGAAACAACUCUACCUGACUUACAAUAAAUUAACAGAUAUAUCUGCUAUUGGUAAUUUAUGUCUUUUACAGACAUUAGUAGUGAAAAGUAAUCAAUUGCAAGGACCGAUUCCAGAUUGUAUUGGAAAUCUUACGCAAUUGAAAACUCUGGAUCUGUCGAAGAAUCGUCUGACCAAAAUUACUGAAAAUAUAGGCAAUUGUAAAUUGCUAUCCCGUUUUCUUGUGGAUUAUAAUCAAAUAGAUGAAUUGCCAAAAUCAAUUGGUCAACUUUCAGAACUUACGGUACUAGGAAUUAAAUAUAACUGCUUAAGUGAACUCCCAGUUACAAUAUGUAAUUGCGAGCAUUUAACCGAACUGAAUAUUGAAGGCAAUCAUAUAACUCAGCUACCGGAAAAUCUACUGUGUCAUUUAAAAGAUUCACUUUCUGUAGUACUAUCUCGUAAUGAUUUCAAUUCUUUCCCAAUCGGUGAUAAAACUCAGUAUAAAAAUGUCAAGCAUUUCAGAUUGGAUUAUAAUCGUUUAGAAAUAUUCGAAGCAGUUCAGCUGUCAGAAAAUACUCAAUUGACUACACUAAACUUAUGCAACAAUAACAUUAUUACUUUGGACUUUACAGGAAUAGAAACAUUGAAACAUCUUGUUGAAUUAGAUCUUUCUUAUAAUCAAAUUGGUCACCUACCUGAUUCAAUUGGCGAGUUAGUAUCUUUAGAAAUAUUAGAUUUGACUAGUAAUCGCUUAGAGGGAUUACCAAACAGAAUUGGCGAAUUGGUCAGAUUAGUACAAUUGGAAUUAGAAUCCAAUCAAAUCAAAUCAAUUCCUUUAAACAUUGGACAAUUAUGUCAAUUGCAAACACUUAAUCUAGAUGUAAACAAGUUAUCUAGACUUCCGUCAACCAUAGGAAAUCUGAACAAUUUAAGGAAACUGAGAGUGAAAGACAAUCUUCUUCAACGUUUACCACCUGAAAUCGGAAAACUGCAGAAUUUAACACAUUUGUAUCUGUCAAAUAAUAAGCCACUGGAUUUGCUUCCUAUUGAAUUAGGAAUGCUACCUUCUCUGCGAUUUCUGGGUAUUGAUGGUUGUAGUCUCAAACAGAUGCCUGUUGAUAUAACAAAAAAUGGAUCAGCCUCCAUCAUUAAGUAUUUACGUGAUCUAUUGUGUAUUCAUAGCCGAAUUUGUCAAAAUUCUAUUACAUAAUAACUUCAUGUAUCAACGAAUAUCAGCAAUCCAUAAGUAUGAUGAUAUUUUUCACUACAAACAAUUCCAUAAUAAAUAAAACUUCAAACGACCAGCUUCGAGAUCCACCAAUUAAACUACAAGAAAUUCUUCCUUUUUUAAAAAAGAAUAUACAUUUCAUCACUAAACAAAAUGGUAGAGCCAACAAAACAAUUUAAUUUUUAAUAGAUUUCAUUGGAAAAUGUUUUUCAGAAUACUCAAACCUUUUAAUAAAUAAGAACUUUAGUCUACAUUUGAACGAAUAGUUUCACAAUAUUUGGGCGCCCAGUUAAUGUGAGUCAUUAAAGAGGAAGAAUGCAUUUGUAAAAUCUCAGCGAAAGAAUUUGAAGUAAAUUCAACGUUUCGCCUGGCAAUCUUGUCCAAGCUUUUCAUUGAUGUCUCAAACUUUUAGUUUUUAGUGAAUAAUUGUUAUCGUUUCGAAAUAUUUCUUAAUAUGUACAUAAUUGACAUCAUAAAUCUAUUUCUAAUCUUUUAAUCCCAUGGUAGAAUAAUAAAAAAAGAACGAAUCGUUCAUUAUCUUAUGAAUCUCAUGUUUUUACAGCUGUUUUUGAUUCGAUGAAAUUCAAUUGAUACAGAUUAGAAAUCUAUUUCAGCUAAAAAAAAACAAAUUUGCUAUUAUUUAUCUUAAUUAUACAAGCAUAUCGAAUGAUGGACAAUUAUCUCAUGAAGAAUAAACGCUUUAAUUUUUUAAAUGUCCCAUUAACUUUGUAUGGUCCCUAAAGUAUCAUAGCUUGUUUGUUAACAGAAAUUCGAGAUCUCUAAUGUAAAAUCUAGAAGAUAUCUAAAGAAGGAAAUCUCUUUUUUCCCCGGUUGGAGACGAACCAACCGUUAAUCAUGUUUUCUAUUCAAACAUUUACGGUGGCUUAUGAAAUAAUUAUAGAUAAUCUCUGUGAAUUGUUUUGUUUAGUUUCUAAAUAAAAAAUAAUACAUUUUCAUUU
Schistosoma guineensis is the source of this 2790-nucleotide messenger RNA. The record is from the annotation of a GenBank genome assembly. Lineage: Eukaryota; Metazoa; Platyhelminthes; Trematoda; Strigeidida; Schistosomatidae.